This is a messenger RNA of Blepharisma stoltei, 4667 nucleotides long. Lineage: Eukaryota; Ciliophora; Heterotrichea; Heterotrichida; Blepharismidae. The record is from the annotation of a GenBank genome assembly.
AUGGAGUUAAUUUUACCUAACAAGUUUGAACAUCUCCUUGAUGAACCAUCUGAUGACAAAUACUGGGUCCAAGGUUACAAAAAGGUGACUGAAUGGAAUACUACAAGGCAAAAAAAUGAGUUUGAUACCAUCAUGAAUAGUCUGUUUUGUACCGACACAAGCUGUUUAGCUAUAAUUUCAAAUUUUGAUAUUGUUUAUAGCUUUGUGUACCACUGUGAAGAACUUAAGCCUGAAAAUCAAGAGCUUUUGACUGAUAUGCUGUCUGCAAGUUUAAUAAACUUAGUAAAGCUUGCAGAUGUGAAGCAAGAAGAUUCGACUGAGCUUAGAAAUGCUUUUAAAAUGUAUUGCAAUUUCCUGUGGAUGGCGCUGUUUUGGCCUUGAUUUUCCCACUGGAAAAAUUUUUGGUUUGAUCAGUACCAUAUGGUUUGGUCAAACCAAAAAAUUUCCCAGUGGAAAAAUCAAGGCCAAAAUAGCGCCAUCCAUGGGAAUUAGAAUACAUUCUUCUUCUUUCACAUAUUUUUGCUAACUUUUUAUUAUAAAUAAUUUUUUUUUAAAAAAAAUAUUAUUAAAAAAUAUCCUUGCCAGAGUAAGCUAAAGAACCAAAAUUUAGCCAAAGCUCUUUUAAAAGCUUUGAAAGCUAUUAAAUCUGCUUUGCAGAAUGCUUUAAAAGCAGUCUACCCUGGAGGAGUCCCUGAAGAUCGAUUAAUUGAAUUAAUCAUCGACAUCACAUUUUUCGAAAUAGAAAAAGGCCAAAGAGAAGAGAUAUGUGAGAUCAUGAACUGUGUAGCAGAGCAUGCUAAGACAGAAAUGUGGGUUGGCUGGAGAGCGAGAGCUGUAAACCUCUUAUUUGGGGAACAGUCGGCAGUCAUCGGACCAAUAGCUUCCAUUGUGAAGCAUCAGCCAACUUUGGUCUGUGACCUUCUUAAAGCUCUUUCUAUAGCUGCUUUAGAGCAACACAAAUAAAAUGGCGACGACACCGACCCGUCCUCUCCCGGAACUGUGGCGAGAUUGGGGACUUUGCUGCGGCCUGAAGCCAAUCCGCCCAGGGAAAGGUCUGGAAUGGGUACUGGCAGUUUGUGUCCGGCUAGGUUUCCCUCCCAGUCCAGCAACCACGAUCCUAGGGUCGUCCCGAUAGGACACGGGGCAAAAAGGGUUUUUCCUCUAGGGACCGCUAGUGCCAAUUUGGAGGGCAUGGCAGGAGCCGGCAAGAGCUAAGGAGUUAAUUCUUAGCUCUAACCCUAGUCUGGCGACGUGAAGCACGGUGACCCAGUUCGCCUACUUCCGGGAUAGCAUGACCAAGCCCCAUGACCGGAAGGAGCUGAGUGGUAGCCUGUGGCACUUAGGUGCACACUGGGAGCAGGUCAAGGAAAGCAAGCGAGGCGUCCAAAAGGCGGAAGAAAGGACCUUCGGUCCUGGCCGGGAGCUACUUUAUAAAUUUAACUAAGACUAAGACUAAGCUGCUUUAGAGCAAAACCCAGCAAAUGAUACAAACGGGAUAUAUUUUAUUCAAUUAAAUCUGAUUACGAUAAAGAUUUUCUUAUUUAAUAAAAUUUUCUGGCAAAUUUAAGCCAAAUUUGAAUAAAAAAUGUGGGAGCUUUUAUAGAGAAACUUUCAGCUAAUUUGCCAAGAGAAGUUUUGCAAAAUCUUCCAACUCUGAUAGGACUUUUUGACUGUGAGUCUUAUACUUUAAGGAACUCUAUUAUAACAGCUAUUGGAGAGAUCGUAUGCUUCUUAAUCCGAGCUGAUCAAAAUGAAGCUACUGAAAAAGACACAGCAACAACAUAUAGAGAACAGCUGCUACAAGGACUCCAAGACCGUAUUCUUGAUAAAUCCAGCUUUUGCCGCGCAAGAGUCAUUGAUGUCUUCAUAACCCUAAACAAAGAAAACUUACUUCCGAGACAUUGGUUUUUGCCAAUUCUUAAUAUAGCGACUUCAAGGCUUCAUGACUGUACAGUUCUUGUAAGAAAAAAAGCUUGUCAAUUAUUUGAAUGCUUGAUUUAUCAAAAUAAGCUAUAUAUAAUUCUCUAAAUAUUCCUCCUCUCUGUAUCCCAAAUAUCUUUUUUUCCCUUAUAAAAUGUCCAAUUUCUCAUAAUCCGCGAUAAUAUUUUAUAUCCAAAAAUAUACUUGAAGGGGGUAUGAAAGUCGAAAAUAAAAAUUUAAUCGACGAGCAAAUAGACAAACUUAAUUUUAAUUAAUUAUAUUUCUUCUUUGUUUAAUGUCAAAUACCAUAUUAACUAGACGGGCUUUCGCUUCUGCUUCGGAGUUCCACGCAUACCACGCGUCGUCCACCACCUGGCCUUGAUCUGAAUAUUCUUCAGCUUCAGGCAUUCGAAUUUCUAUGUCUGUCCUUCAAUUCCCUGGCAAAACUAACUUAGGUUUGCCAGACACACUAAAGGGUCGAAUCUGGGGUGGCACACUUUAGAAAAUUCGAAUUCCCUGGAUAAUCAAAAUUGUGCAAAGGGAGACUUCUGUUCAUGAGAACAGAAUAUUCAAGUGCCGCUAAGUUUUGAUUAUGACGAAAAAUAAACAAAACUAAAAUAAAACUCGAGUCCUUGCAACGUGCUUGUGAUGGACAAGUAGACGAAAGUUUAAAUAAUAUAGAGCCAGAAGACCUUCAAAUGAUGUAUGUAAAAGAACAGUUAACUGCCAAAUUUUUAACAGAUUAUGCAGACAUGAUAAAACUGCUAGAGCAUGGGUCAAAAAUAUUAAAAGAAUUAUUAAAAAGCAAAAACAGCUCAGAUAUCACAGGAGCUAUAGAUGGGCUGGUUGCUUGCAAUCUAAGAGGGAUAACUACUGCAUAUGAUGCUGCAGCAUCCAUGCUCUCUUUAAUAUGGAACAGAGAAACUACAGUAAGAAAAACUGUUUUGCAGGCUUUUAGUAAUAUAUAUUUGAAUUUAAAAUUGCACAAUGAAGAAGAAGUUGUGGCAAACUUGCUUGAGCUUAUAGAAACUUUGACUACAGGCCAAUUGACUUCUUUGGAAGAUUUAUUUUGUAAAGUCAUGAAUUGGUAUCAAAAUAUGAAUAUGCCUAUUUACAAUGAAUAUAAGCCUUCUUUAUCCUAGCAAAUAUCCUAUUAUAAAUAUGAUAGCUGACGAGUAGGAUUUAUUACAACAGAUAUAUUUAUUUAAAAUUAUUAAUUUAGAUUAAAUCCUAUAUUUUGUGAACUCCUUCAGCAGCAGUCAGUCCCACCCCAAAUUUUGAAAAAAAUUUGGUCUGUCUUUAAAAGCAGUGUCUCCUAUCCUGCUGCUUGUAUUUUAAGAUUUACUGCUUCUUCAGACCCUUCUUUCUUAAACAGAAGAUACGACACAUUUGCAGCAAGAGCUCUGCAGCUAGCAGGGGACUGGAAAAUCUUUAGAGAAACCUUGGUCGCUUUUCAAAAACUUGAGCAUCAAGGUGAAAAAACUGACCAAUUCAUAGCUCAAGCCAUCCACAAAUUAUUUGAAUUUGACGGGUCUGGGUGGUUUUCUGUUGCUGAGCAGCUUGUCAGAGCUGCUUCCACAAUUUGUAAUCAGCCAUUAACUGUCUUAAAAGCAUUUGCCGUACAAAGCCUUAAACCUCUUACAGAUGGCAAAAACUCAGAAAUUGAAGUCGCUAAAGCAAUAUUUGUAGGCACAGAAAUUGCAAUGAAAACUGUCGUAUAUGGUGACAAAAUGGCUUUAAAGUACAAAAAAUCAAUGCUAACUGGUGGAAAACAAGAUGAAAUGGACGAAAUCAGUGGUGGAAAAGCAGCACAAGUAGAAAAUGAGCUGCAAGCAUUAAGAAUUUCUCAAGAAAAAAUCGUAACAACUGGGAUUUUAGGGAAACUUACACCACUUAUACUUUCCCUUUCAACACGUAUGGAUAGUAUAAAAACCAGCAUCCUUAAAAAAUCUGUGGUUUUAUCACUAUCAAAAAUCAUGUGUAUAAACCCAGCAAUCUGUGAAAAAUAUUUGCCAACACUAAUAAAUAUCGCUCAAAAUGGUGACUGUGCCUCAAUGAGGAGUUCUGCAUUAAUAUCUCUAGGCGACCUUGUUAUGAGGUAUCCUAACCUUCUUGAGCAAUACUCCGAGCAUUUAUUUGCAAGACUCAAAGAUCCUGAUACAAAGGUGGGCAAAAAAGCUCUGCUUGUGAUUUCUCAUUUAGUCUUAAACGAUAUGCUAAAAAUGAAAGGGCUGAUGGGAGAAGUACUUCAGUGCUAUUUAGAAAAAGACUUAAAAAAGGUUGUAUGCAUUUUCUUGCAGGAACUCCACCAAAAAGAUGCAAAUACUAUAUAUAAUAUGAUCCCAGACACUAUCAGCAAGCUUCUUCAGUCCUCAAUCCCUCAUCCACAGUUCAAAAGAAUUGCUGACCUUUUAUUUUCUUAUAUUGAAAAAGAAAGACAAGGAGAAAAUUUAGUUGAAAAAUUAUGCCACAAGUUUUUAAUGUCAAGCAAGGAUGAAGUAUUAAAUAUUGGGUAUUGCUUGACAAGGAUACCAAUAGGAGAAAAAGGGAUGAGGAGACUCCUUGAUAAUGUGUCGACCUGGCAGAAUAGACUGUUAGAGGAUGGAAUAUUGGCGGGAUAUUUCAAUGAAAUUUUAACAAAAUGCAAAAAGAACUGGAAACCUGAGUCGAAAAUUUUGUUAGAUGAAUUUGAAGCAGGGCUUAGAGGAGAUGAAGAGGUGUCGAGAAAAAGAAAAGUUAAAGCAUAA